UUCAAAUAUCUAGCUAGAGCUUAUGAGCUGGAGACCAAAUGGGUCGAGGAUGGCUAUGCGCCAACAAUGGAAGAGUACUUUUCCAAUGGGAUAGCAACCAGCACGGGCACCUUGCUCCUUGCUUCAUUUGCAGGCAUGGAAAAAUUUGCAAAAGUCGAUGCAUUUGACUGGCUGCAAGCUAAUCCAAGAAUUGCGGUUGCUUCUUCCAUAGUUGGUCGCCUCAUCAAUGACUUAGCAAGCAAAAGGGGACAUAUUGGUGGUGCGCUUGAAUGCUAUAUGAAGGAGUUUAGCCUUUCAAAGCAGGAUGCCAUUGACGAAAUAUAUAGAAGGAUAGAUGAUGGAUGGAAGGAUAUUAACGAAGAAAUCCUUAGGCCAACCACGGUCUCCAUGCAUCUACUUGUGAGGAUCCUAAAUAUUACGCGAUCAGUGGAUGCUCUUUACCAAGAUGGGGAAGCAUUUACUCAUCAACAGAUACUAAAAGACGAAAUGGAGCUGUUGUACCUGAAUCCAAUUCCCGUUUAUUAA
Thlaspi arvense is the source of this 525-nucleotide messenger RNA. NCBI's taxonomy places the organism in Eukaryota, Viridiplantae, Streptophyta, Magnoliopsida, Brassicales, Brassicaceae. The record is from the annotation of a GenBank genome assembly.